AAAAUGCGCCCUUCAUUUGUGCAAAGGGCGCUCCUGGCGCUCGGCUUGGCUACUUUCGUGACUGCGGCGGUCGUUCCGAGUGAACCGAAUGUAAAGGCGACAGCGACAUGGCCCGAAGGGAAUCCAUUUGGUCUGGUUGUGAACGGCCAGAAGAACGAGAUGUCCGUAGCGGUCGAGAAUGCUUCGCCGAACAACAUCUCGCUCGUCUCCAUCGGCGGGUCCUUCCAUGACGCUGUCUCCGAGGCCUUCCUACGCAACACAACUGCGCGCAGUGUAGCGGGCGUCAUCGUCCCUUCCGGUGCUAAGCUCCAGCUGCCCUACGUCUUCCACAGCGAGUUCAAGCCCAAGGACCUCAAGCUUCACGUCUGGCUCGACUAUCUCGACGGUGAAAACGAAUCGCGCGCAACGGCCUUCGAAGGCAUCGUAACGAUCACCGAGCCACCCUCGUCUAUCUUUGACCUGCAGAUGUGGGGCACCUACCUCCUCCUACUGGCUCUGGUCGCUGGUGGGGGAUACUGGGCAUACCAGUCCUAUUUCCCGCAGAAGAAGCGCGGCUCUCGGUCUUCUUCCAAGCCUAAGCCUAAGCCUGCGGACGUUUCUUCCCCGGUUGGGACGGUCAAAGUAAGCAGCGGAGGGGGAACGUACGAGGAAGAAUGGAUCCCGAAACAUCAUCUGAAGAGUGGAAAGAAGGAGAAGACUGAGGGUGGCGCUGCGAGUGGUCCUGAGAGCGGGGCGGAGAGUGAGGGCGCGAAGAAGAGGAGGAGCUCCAAGAGGAAGUGAGUGAUGAGGACAUGAGUAAGGAUGUGUUGGAUGCGGUUAGGAUGUUCGAGGGUGUCUGCGGGGGUUCCUUCUUAGCGACUACACUUUUUUGAGCCCAGUACAUGCCUCGUCUUAUUCUACCAUCACCACCGACCCAAAAUAAUCAGAGAUCAUUU
Dacryopinax primogenitus is the source of this 935-nucleotide messenger RNA. RefSeq lists its product as uncharacterized. The record is from RefSeq and is a predicted model, not a curated record. The transcript has 5 exons. Gene Ontology annotation, cellular component: endoplasmic reticulum membrane; endoplasmic reticulum. NCBI's taxonomy places the organism in Eukaryota, Fungi, Basidiomycota, Dacrymycetes, Dacrymycetales, Dacrymycetaceae. The coding region runs from base 4 to 780 and encodes 258 amino acids.